This is a messenger RNA of Acomys russatus (golden spiny mouse), 2507 nucleotides long. It is a transcript of the gene Acad9, whose product is annotated as acyl-CoA dehydrogenase family member 9. Gene Ontology annotation, molecular function: flavin adenine dinucleotide binding; acyl-CoA dehydrogenase activity. The record is from RefSeq and is a predicted model, not a curated record. The coding region runs from base 1 to 1965 and encodes 654 amino acids. NCBI's taxonomy places the organism in Eukaryota, Metazoa, Chordata, Mammalia, Rodentia, Muridae. The transcript has 19 exons.
AUGACACGUUUUUUGUGCAUAAAAGGAGACGAAUGGAGGCGCGACGAGGCUUCCGGUGGCUUGAAGUCCGGACACCUGAGCCGCACGUCUGGUUGUAGGAUGUUGUCGCGCGGGGCGGCGGCGGCUGCGGCCGCUGCGGCGCGGGCUUCCCGGGUGCUGAGGGUCUUCACGGCGAGGCGUCGCGCGCUGCACACCAGUCUGCAGAGCCGCUCUUUUGCCAAGGAGCUCUUCCUGGGCAACAUCGAGCAGAAAGGCGUUUUCCCAUUUCCAGAGGUUAGUCAAGAUGAACUUAGUGAAAUCAGUCAGUUUGUGGGACCACUGGAAAGAUUCUUUACUGAAGAAGUGGACUCUCAAAAAAUUGACCGGGAGGGAAAAAUCCCAGUUGAUACCUUAGAGAAAUUGAAGAGCCUGGGACUUUUUGGGAUACAGGUCCCAGAAGAAUAUGGUGGCCUGGGCCUCUCCAAUACCAUGUAUGCUCGGCUUGGGGAGAUCAUCAGCGCAGAUGCGUCCAUCACGACGACCCUGGCUGCACACCAGGCUAUUGGACUCAAGGGGAUUAUCUUGGUCGGCAAUGAGGAACAGAAGGCCAAGUAUCUGCCCAGACUGGCAUCCGGGGAACACAUCGCAGCCUUCUGCCUAACAGAGCCAGCCAGUGGGAGUGAUGCUGCCUCCAUCCAGACCAGAGCCACAUUAAGUGAAGAUAAGAAGUACUUUGUCCUCAAUGGCUCCAAGGUUUGGAUCACCAAUGGAGGACUGGCCAGUAUUUUUACUGUAUUUGCAAAAACUGAGGUGGUUGAUUCCGAUGGUUCGAUAAAAGACAAAAUCACUGCAUUCAUAGUAGAAAGAGACUUUGGUGGAGUUUCCCAUGGGAAGCCUGAAGAUAAACUGGGCAUCCGAGGCUCCAACACAUGUGAAGUCCAUUUUGAAAAUACCAGAGUGCCUGUGGAAAAUGUCCUUGGAGAAGUUGGAGGUGGCUUUAAGGUCGCCAUGAAUAUCCUCAACAGUGGGCGAUUCAGCAUGGGCAGUGCUGUGGCUGGAAUGCUCAAGAAACUGAUUGAGCUGACUGCUGAAUAUGCCUGUACGAGGAAACAGUUUAAUAGGAAUCUCAGUGAAUUCGGUUUGAUUCAGGAAAAGUUUGCGCUGAUUGCUCAGAAGGCGUAUGUAAUGGAGAGUAUGGCUUACCUCACUGCAGGCAUGCUAGACCAACCAGGAUUUCCCGACUGCUCUAUCGAGGCAGCCAUGGUGAAGGUUUUUAGCUCUGAGGCUGCCUGGCAGUGUGUGAGCGAGGCUCUGCAGAUCUUUGGUGGCUCAGGCUACAUGAGGGAUUACCCCUAUGAGCGUAUGCUACGUGAUUCCCGCAUUCUCCUAAUCUUUGAGGGAACCAAUGAGAUUCUUCGGUUGUUCAUUGCCCUGACAGGCCUGCAGCAUGCUGGACGCAUCCUGACCUCGAGGAUCAAAGAGCUGAAAAGCGGCAAUGUGACCACAGUCCUUGAGACAAUUGGUCGGAGGCUUCGGGACUCACUGGGCCGAACUGUGGACCUGGGACUAUCAGGCAAUCCUGGCGCUGUACACCCAAGUCUUGGAGACAGUGCCAACAAGCUUGAGGAGAAUGUGCAUUACUUUGGCCGGACUGUUGAGACCCUGCUACUCCGUUUUGGAAAGACCAUUGUAGAAGAACAGCUGGUGUUGAAGCGGGUAGCCAACAUCCUCAUCAACCUGUACGGCAUGACAGCUGUGCUGUCACGGGCCAGCCGCUCCAUCCGAAUUGGCCUCCGGGACCAUGAUCAUGAGGUUCUGUUGGCCAACAUGUUCUGUACAGAAGCCUAUUUCCAGAAUCUCUUCAGCCUGUCUCAGCUGGACAAGUAUGCUCCAGAAAACCUGGAUGAGCAGAUUAAGAAAGUGUCUCGGCAGAUCCUUGAGAAGCGAGCCUACAUCUGUGCCCACCCUCUAGACAGGACAUCCUGAGGCUGGAGCUGCGUCAUUGUACCCAGCUAGCCUGUUAACAGAAUGCAGCCUCUUCAGAAGACAGACACCGUGGCUCAUCUGUGUGGACUGCAUGUCAUCCGCAUACACUAAACGGUUUUCUUCUCUGGGAAAGAACAAUAGUUAGGUUUGACCUGUAGGUCCUGCAUCUAAAGAGAUCACAUCUUCAGCAAGGAAGGAUGGAAGGAUCAAACUGUUGAAGGAAGAAAGAAAAAGAAAGAACCAAGUUGCUGAUGGCUCUGUGUGUGACUACCAUGAUGUGUCUCAGUGGAAAUGGGCCCACUCUAUGACACAAGGCUCACAGGAAACUAAGGUGUGGGCAGCCGUCCUACUAAACCAUGCACUAAAGAAGAGCCUGGGAGACUGUGUACCACCUAUGGAAACUGUUGACAAUCUGUAUCAGGAACCGCCUAACAAAAACGAACAUAAAGUGUCACAGUUUCUGUCCCAUCUAGACUUCAUGUUCUUCUAAUCCAGGAUCAUGAGGGGUCUUAGCAAUAAAAUUCCUUCUUGGGUAUUUUAAA